AUGAAUAUGUUGGAUGAUGAAGAUGACCAAAGCUUUCACGCUUCGCGUGACGGCUACUCCCAUUUGAGCGAUGUCGAAUGGGAUGCGGUUGAACGGAUGGGUUCAACCAUGGGCAUCCAUGCUGUUAGCGUCAUGCUAGAGGCUCUCAAUAGAGAUGCCCAACAUGCUACUAUCGCCAAGUUCAUUCAAAAUGAACUUGACGCUGAACGCGAGAAAGUAGCCUUGCUUCACCAACAAGGUUCUCAACAAGCAGAGUUGUUGAGAGAACAGGGUGCUCAACAGUUUGAACUGUUGAGACAGCAGCAGGCUGCUGCUGGUGGGUCGAUGCACUCGCGUCGACCCGAAACCUUGAAGAUUGACAUCUCCAAGGCGCGUCGCAUCGACGACGGGGAUAUGCAAGUUGCAUUUGCCCAGUCAAAUCUGGCAGGACGUGCCAAGACUUGGGCACUGGGGCUCAAGUUGCACGACCCAUAUGCGUUUGGGUCGUUGGAAGUCUUCAAGUCGCGGCUCAGACAAACGUUUGAACCGCCUAGAGCUGAGUUCAGAGCUCGAACCGAACUCUUGAAGCUCAAGCAGGGUAAGCGUGAUGUGCACGCUUACGCUCAACAUAUACGACAUCUCACGAGUUGUAUAAGUUCCAAUCCGGUGGAUGAACACACGUUGGUUUCGGUGUUCAUGCAGGGUCUUGCGGAUGGUCCCGUCAAGACUCACCUGUUCCGGCUUGAACUAGAUUCACUAGAACAAGCCAUUUCCAUUGCGGAGCAGGAAGACUUCAGUCUGAGACAGGCUCGCGCCAGCUCGACAUCAUAUCGUCAACCGAGACGAUAUGACAACGGAGGUCCAGAGUCGAUGGAACUUUGUGAUGUAGAGAGCGAGAAGGCUCGCUCUACAGGCUACAAGAAGUUGCAGAGAUGCAACAGAUGUCAAAAGACAGAACACUACGCUUACGAGUGUAGUGCCUCUCGUCCAGUGUCUCGCGACACUGGGCGUAGUGACCGUCCACCCAUGAGAAAGGGGCAGGGACGCGGGUCCGCAGUUGGUGCAAAGACGCAACAACGGGAUGGACCGUCAAAAAACGGACAGGAUCAGUAG
Peronospora matthiolae is the source of this 1092-nucleotide messenger RNA. Lineage: Eukaryota; Oomycota; Peronosporomycetes; Peronosporales; Peronosporaceae. The record is from the annotation of a GenBank genome assembly.